UAUAGAUCUACUGAAGAAUGGAAUCUACUAACAGGAGCUCAAGGGAGUGCCAUACAAAUCCAGUGAGCAGAAAAAGAUGCAACUAUCGAGUAAGGUGUUUCUAUUCAAAAGGAGCAUUUCUUGUCUUAUUAUGGACUACAUUUAUUAGUGCAACUUUGUGGUCUUUUGUGUCAGAUUUGGGACAAAAGUUCCUCAAAUAUUCAAUCCAGGAAGAAUUUUAUCUGAUACUAAUAGUGCUAUCAUGUUUAACUUGCAUUGCUAUCCCACUGCUAGGAUGGUUAGCAGAUGCCAAGCUUGGAAACUACAGAGUCUUCAAAGUAAACAGCUAUUUUACACUAGCUGCAUUGCUAUUUGGCUCCCUUCACGUUCUCUACUUCCCCAUGCUAAAUUCUAUUGCGCUACAGUAUACAAGUGAAGUCGUUUUAGUACUAGUAGACGCAGUGGGUAUAGCAAGUAUCUUAGUUUGCAUAACGACAGCUUUACAGCUUGGUCUAGAUCAAAUGCCGGAUGCUUCAUCCACUAAUAUUUCAAGCUUUAUCAGUUGGUUUGUGUUUUCAAUUAUUUUCGGGUGCUGGAUUCCCAAAUUGCUAUCAAAUUCGCUCCUUUAUUGCACAUCAUUGUCGGAAAGAAACAAAGUGGAACUUUUUAGUUUGUUUUCAGUCACUGUAUGGUGAUCAUUUGUUCUUCAAUGUUUCUGCUAGCUCCAAAAUGGCUAAUUAUAGAGCCAAAGUCACCUCAAGCCCUUAAAACUAUCUACCAAGUUCUCAAGUUUGCAGCCAAGCACAAGGCUCCUAUUUAUCGCAGUGCUCUCACAUACUGGGAGGAAAACGUACCCUCUAGAUUAGACCUGGGGAAAACAAAAUUUGGUGGACCGUUCACUACAGAGCAAGUUGAAGAUGUGAAAACCUUUCUAAGAAUACUCGUGUUGUCUUUUCCAAUAUUCAUAAUUUUAGAAGCAUGUGCAGGCAUUUAUAACAAUGCUAGAUCCACGGAGUUUGACAAAACACUGAAGGAUUAUCUCAACCUCAACAUCACUGAAUGUGCUUCAAACAUGGUAUAUAUUUUUAGUUUCAACCCUUGGUUGAGUGGUAUUGUUGCAACAGUAGUUUACGAAUUUGCAUUGCAUCCAUUGGUAAGAAACAAAGUUUCUAGAUCUAUCCAGCGAAUUGGAGGUGCAGCUCUGUUUAGCCUGUUACAGAGUAUUCUAAACUUGGCUAUCACAUUCAGUCCAUAUGCGUGGGUAUCAGUAUUUUACACGGGAACUCUCAGUGGUUUUGUAUUUGCACUAUUGACAAAUGGCAUUUUGGAAUUUGUGUGUGCCCAGUCACCAUACAAUAUGCGUGGACUUCUCACAGGAUAUGUGAUGUUUAUAUUGCUUCUCUCACUAUCUCUGAACUACCUUAUCAAAUUUAUACUAAUUUCAAGGCAUAUAUAUUUACAAUAUCACAUUGUCCCUUCAUUAUUAACUGCACUGAGUCUGUUUGGAUUGGUCCUGUACUGCCUCCUGGCUCGUUGGUAUAAGAGGAGAGUUAGAGACGAGGAGUACAAUGCACACAGAGUCGUGGAGGAAGUAUACGAUCGAUACCUUGCUAAUGUACAGUAGACACUGACAUGACCACAAUAAGUAUAAUUAUGUCCAAACAAAAUUAAUGCUCUGUUUGUUUUACUAUAACCACGUUAAGUCUUUGCUUUAUUGAA
This is a messenger RNA of Halichondria panicea, 1698 nucleotides long. RefSeq lists its product as uncharacterized. The record is from RefSeq and is a predicted model, not a curated record. The transcript has a single exon. NCBI's taxonomy places the organism in Eukaryota, Metazoa, Porifera, Demospongiae, Suberitida, Halichondriidae. Bases 668 to 1603 code for a protein of 311 amino acids.